Messenger RNA from Rhineura floridana, 6607 nucleotides. RefSeq names its product colony stimulating factor 2 receptor subunit beta (gene CSF2RB). Gene Ontology annotation, molecular function: cytokine receptor activity; protein binding. NCBI's taxonomy places the organism in Eukaryota, Metazoa, Chordata, Lepidosauria, Squamata, Rhineuridae. Gene Ontology annotation, cellular component: membrane; external side of plasma membrane. The transcript is spliced from 16 exons. Gene Ontology annotation, biological process: cytokine-mediated signaling pathway. The coding region runs from base 628 to 3273 and encodes 881 amino acids. The record is from RefSeq and is a predicted model, not a curated record.
AAAGAAGGCAGCAUAUGAGAAAAGGAAACUGAGAGAGACAGACAAAAUUUGCAAGAGAGACAAAACUUGCUAUAUACGAGCCACCUUUACCAACUCUUUUGUCACGGAAUGUUUGAUUCAUCCAGGAAAUGGGGAGGUUUGAAGACUAAAAACUAGGAGAGCUCCUGUAUCUGUGAAGAGGCAUUACUUGGCAGUGAAGGAGGACUGAGAGGCUUCCACCUUCAUUGGCUCCAGAGGCGUCCCUUACAUCUCUUGGUUCAGGAAGAAUCCAACACUGUAUGAAAGUAGAUGUUGACUCACAUGCCAAAUGUACUAUGUGAAGCAAAGAAGCUGGUCAUAUGCCUUACCACGUCUAGGAAGUCCCAGGCUGCGAAGGCACAUAAGGCCAGCUCCCUGCUGAAGCUAAACAGCGUCAGGUCUGGUCAGUGCCUGGAUGGGAGACCACCUGGGAACCACGUGUAAGCCGCCUUGGGUUUCUAUCAUGAAAAGAAAGGUGACCCAGGCAGACCUUCAAUGGAAACAGGCACCAAGAAGGUGGCCAUCAGUCAUCAGCACUCAACCCAAGGAACUACCUUCUCAGGGCUGCCACAGGACAAUUAUUCAUGGGAAAAGAGAGACUAGAGAAACAUGAGAUCCAGCAGUAUUGCCCUGACUUUGAGCCUCAUCUCUUACAUCGUCCAAGCUCAGCAGAGCCCACUAAUGGAAACCCUCAGCUGCUGCAAUGACUAUGAGUCAUACACAGCCUGCACUUGGUCUGAACACCAGGAUGCAAGGAACUUGGUCAAGAUGAACCUUUUCUAUAAGGAUAUGCAGAACCUCACCCAGAUGACAUGCAGUUCCCAAGAAGCAGACUCUCAAAUACAUUGGAGCUGCCAUAGAAACCAGACCAUUUUCAAUGUAUGGGCGGAGGAUACAUUCAUUUUCAAACCAGACCAGGAACUGAAAGUCCAAAAGAAUGUCAGCCUCUUCGAUAAUGUCCAACCUCCUCCACCCCAGUUUCUAGAUAUCAGUGUCACAGAAGGAGGUGACUUCUUAUUGGCCUGGAAAGCAGAUGAUGGAACAAAUAAAAGUCAUUGGCUGGAUGGAGCCCUGGACUUUGAAGUUACCUACAAAAGACACUGGGAAUCCUGGGAGGAUUCUGCCUCUCUGUCGGUGUCAAAAACCUCUAGCUGCCUUCUCCGCCAGGAUGACCUCAUACCUGGGAGCACCUAUGUUGCUCGUGUUCGAAGCAAGCUAAGGCAAAAUAAUGGUCUUGCUGGCCGUUACAGUAAAUGGAGCUAUGUAGUACAUUGGGAGACACAGAAAACAUGGAAAGAUGAUCAAGAAGCUCAGCCCAAGAACCUUUGCUGUCUUUUUAAUGGCAUUGAUCAGCUAAAAUGCAGCUGGGAGGUGAGGCAAGAGGUCACCAGUUCUGUUUUAUUUGCACUCUUCUACAAAGCCAGUCCGGAAGCAGAAGAGAAGAAAUGCUCUCCAGUCCUUCAAGUGAGUUUCACCCCAUAUGUAUUGCAAAGCUGUGAGAUCAAUGUCACCAAUCCCAUGAGAAUAAGCCAAUACCUUGUGACUGUACGGCCAAAAGAAGAGGAUAAAAAGGUGAAACCUUCCCAACACAUCAAGCCAGACCCACCUUUGAAGCUGUCUGUGAUAAUGCUGAACAACCAGGAGUACAGUCUGCAGUGGGAAGUCAGAAACAGGAUUGUAUCAAUCAACAAGAUGUAUCAAAUCUCAUACUGGAAAACUGGAAAGCCUUUGGAGGCCCAAUAUGUCAACAGUACAGACCAACACUUCACCUUCACCUCACAGUACCUGGAACCGGACACAAGUUACACAGCAAAGGUGCGGACAAAAGUCCAUUUUUCUGUCUAUGCUGGUCCAUGGAGUGAAUGGAGUAAGGAAUUUAGCUGGGCAACAGACUGGGUUAUGACUCUCUGGAGCAUUCUGCUGAUCACAUCAAUCUCUAUCAUUUUGAUGAUGGCAGACAUUUACUUUUGCCGUAAAUAUCUUCUCAGGAAGAAAACAAAUUGGGAGGAAAGUAUCCCACACCCUCCUGGGAUGUUUCUGCUUCCAAGCUUUUUCCAGAAAGUACAGUUGCCAAAUGGCUCUAGUAGCCAGAGCUCUUUGGAGGAUGUGAUCAGCUCUCCCAAUAUAGCAGAGAGGCAAAUGCUGGUUAGCCAACUGGAGCCUCUUGAAGCUGGGUUAGGGAAAAUAAAGCCACAUUCUGUUGCUUUUCAGCAUAUGAAAGAAGCAGAGAUUCCUGCAGCCAAUCCUAGCCAAUUUCUGAAUCUGGCUAUUGUAGGAGACAUACCAGCCUGCAGUCAUAAUCCUCAGAUCUUUGAUUUUGAUGGCCCAUACUUACUCCCCCUAUCAGAGUGUCAGUCUGAGAUUCAGCAGGACUUGGAAGUUGUCCCUUUAGAAACGAAGGCGACACCCACGUCUCUGCAAUAUGUGGGACUGCCCGAGUGCCUCAGAUUCCAGCAGCUGCCAGUGGGGAAAGAGAAAGAGGCAGUUCUCUCACUGCCUCGUCUCCUGGACCAGGGGGAGGAGAAGCAGCUACUUUUAAAAAAGCAAAAAAGAACUCCAAGCCAAUUGGCAAAUGUCAAGUUGGAGAAAGAGGAAAAUGAAGGCAAGAUGUCACCAAAUCUUACUAGCACAAAGAACCUCUGUCAAAAUGUGCCCUUAGACUACAUUGCCACUGAGCAUCUGUCAUUAAUCAAAGAAAGGGACUCCUUACUCCUCACACCUGUGUUGGCCUUGAAGGAGGGAAGGCUUACCUGUCCUGAGAUGGCCACAGCGGCCUCACAAUUGACUCAACCAAGUGAAGAUCUGUCAAACUCAGAGUGGGGCCAGAAGGAGAAAGCAGAUUCUGGGCUCCCAACUAAGGGUCAAACACCGGCUUUUCAUUUGGGAGCGUCCCAGGAUGCAUUUGGUAACUAUGUUCUCACCCUGCUCGGUACCCUGAAGUCUGUGCCAAAGGAACAACUUGCUUUAUCCACAGCGGAGACUAAACAUGGCAAGGGUUUUUUUAUAUUAAACUCUGGAGGAAACAGCAGCCCUGUUUUCUUAUGCCAGGUGGAUGAAUACUGCUUCUUUCCUGGCUCCAAGCCCACCAUGGAAGCCCCUAAGAGUCAAGGGGGGUCUGUAGCACAGCAACUUUCAGAAGCCAGUCAAAAAGGUGCACAGCCUCCCUGUGAGAACAAAUUUGUUGGGAACAAGCCACAAAACACUCCUCCCCUCUGCCAAGACUUGAGAGCAGAUGUGCCUCAUCUGCAUGCAUGAACAUCACUUCGUUGUAUUGUCUUUCCUUUGUCCCAUUGACACUAGUAUGGCAUUUUCCUCCCAUUGCAAGUAGCAGGCACCGGGGUGGGGUGGGUUCUGAUUGGGACAGAAGCAGGGAGAAAAGCUGUCUCCUCUCAUGACACAGUCCUGGUGGAGCUCUGUCCCACUUAGGGGUGGGCAAAUCUGUCAGUGUUGGUUUCUUCCCAUUUCUCAUUUUUUCCAGCCUUCAUUUCUCCAUAUUUGCAUAUCAGUUUGUGAGGUUCCCCCCCAAAUUAACACAUUUUUGUAAAGCAAUUUCCCCUAAUAUAAUGCAUUUAUGUACCUUAUUUCCAUUAAUAUAUGCAUUUGUAUGGACACUUUAGUAUAUCCAAUUUUUGUACUCAGUAUUUGACUGGAGAACGGCAUUGCAAAAUUCAGAUCACUUUGAAUUUCGCAGGAUGACUGUGUUUCAGUUCACAUAUUGUUUCAGAAACUGCAAAUUAGGUAGGUUGGCCUUUAAAGGCAAACUGAAUCCAAUUUCUCCCCCCCCCCCCGCCGCCUACUCCACCUCCCUGAUAUAUCAGCUGUUUGGUUUUUUAAAAGGCAAGAAGAUCUAAAGGCAUGAAUAGCAUCACAUCUAGUUUAGCACUAAGACAAUUCAGUAUCAGAAAAUAUAUAGCUAAACAAAUGGUGAAAAUAAACAUUGAGGGACUCAUCCUGUCUGCUAAAGUCCCAGGCAUUCAAAGCCAUAAAAUAGACAAGAGAAAAGUUACUCUCCUAGUGGCUAUUGCACCUCUACCACAAACAAAAUCCUCUUUUGGGGGAGGGGAAUCUGUCAAAUUUAACAUUUAAUUCUGCUUUAUCGCUGCUUUUCUGGAAAAAAAUGAUGAUGCCUUUCACUUGAGGGCUCUAAAUUUCCUUACAGUACUUAUAGAUUUAAAUAUGUUCAGACAUCCAUUUCUGAUCACUGUAAUGCUUUUGUAAUAUCCUUUUUUAAUUUUGGAAAAUAUAAAACAAACUAUAUCAUAUAUUAAAUGAUACAAUGUUAACCAGAUAUCCUUAAACAUGAAAGCAAAAUAUUUACAUAUCAAAUCAUAUCAGUUAUUAAAUGAUGUAUUAUUAACUAAAUCAUAUUUAAGCAAACAUGAGGGGAAAGGAAAAAAUCAUAUUGUAGUCUAUACAUAAUAACUCUUAUAUUUCAUAUACUUCCCCAGAAUUCAAAAUAAAGAUUUUAAUCUUCCAUCUCUAAAUGUAAUGCAGGGUGUUAGUUUUCAAAAGAAUGUCGUGUUUCAAACAGAUUAGAAUAGGAAAACAAGGGCAUGAUCCAGCCAACAUGAAACCCUUUAAACUCCUAUUUAAUGGGUUUAAACGUACUUACUUUGGCAGGAUCAUUUUCCCAAGUGCAAGAAUAUUAAGGAAUAUCCCCAGUGGUGGCUGGUGGGGCAGUGGAAUCCGCUCCAGGUUUUAGUCUGAUCUUUUGAAACACCUUGGACAGCUCCUUGGAACACCUUUCAACUUUUGAAACUCCUUGGACUAACACCCAGAGCAGAUUCCCCUGCUCCACUGAGACGGAGCCACCAGCCGCCACUGGGCAUCCCAGAAGAUACUGAGGGUCACCUUAAUUGAAUCCUGGAAAGAAUUAACAUCAGAAUUUCCUGGCCAUCAGUUUAAGUCUGAAACAGUUUUUCACAGGCAAUCCAAGUGCGGUGCCCAGAUAAAAGGUAGAUGAAAGAUUCUGGUAUGACUAUCUGUUAUCUUUAUUUUUUUAAGAACUAGUGUGGCAAUAUACAGAAAAUACACAAUUGUCUUUCAACUCCUCUCUUUAUAUUUUCCCCAAAACUCUGCAAUGACUCAGUCUCUGAAUUUCCCAUUUAAAAGCAAAACAGUUGUAGGUUAGAGUGGGGCUUUCCCGUUCCAUGUGUAGUUUUUAUGAGUAUCACAUUAUACAGCCACAAGAGUGGCUGUAUACUAUAGUCAUAGUCAGUAGGGGUUUUUCGUGUUCUACCAUGUUAAAUGAAAAUACCCCCCUUCACCCCUUUCUGGUGCUUUGUAUAGUCCCAAUUCAAAACAAAAACAAGUCUUAUACUGUUGGAUUCAGAAUUGCUUGCUCUACAACUCUGGAAGUUUUCUUGGUGAUAUACAACCCCCCCAUGGAGCAUGCAUAGGUUAAAGAGGAAAAAAAACUAGAAGCCGUUUGGACUUUUUUUUGAGAAAUUGACAUAAUCUGUUGAAAUUCAUUAAAAAUCAGAGAUGACUGUAAGGUAUCCCUAAUCAAAUCCCUGAGCUUGCCCCAUACACAGUACUUCAUCUGUAGUAGGUUUAAAUUUAAAAAAUGGCAUGGUUUAUUUUUAAUUAAUUUAUUAAAAAUGCAUUACAGUGGAUCAUAACGUACCGCAUGCAUAGAAGAGUUCUUUUGUUUCACUCUCUCUCCCCCUCCCCUUCCAGUUACUUAGAGGAAGCAGGGGAAGUCUGCUCCUGUGAUUGGUGGGCAACAGACAUGUGACUCACACUGGCCUUCUGCUGAGCUUGCUCUGUGUGAGGAAGCACGUGAGAGAGAGAGAGAGAAAAUGGCCGAUGGAGGGAGAAAGCAGCAGCAGAAUGGAGGUGAGUGGGAAAGAGUCAAAAAAUGAGGGGGGAGCUUUGAAGGAUUCUGCAUUUUUUAAAAAGUCUACUCAGAAGUAAGUCCCAUUGAGCGCAGUUGGACUUACUCUCAGGUAAGUGGAGUGGUGCUUCUGUGUGCUAGCAGUGAGCUUGAGGGAAGGCAGGUGGUAAAAUGUCUACUCAGAAGUAAAUCUCACUGAGUUCAGUGGGGCUUACUGCCAGGUAAGUGGAGCAGAGCUUCUGUAUGCUUGCAAUGAUUUUGAAGGGAAGGAAGAAAAAGUCUACUCAGAAGUAAAUCACAUUGAGUUCAGUGGGGCUUACUCCUAGGUAAGUGGAGCGGAGCAUGUGUGUGAUAGCAAUGAGCUUCAGGGAAGGAAGGAGGAAAAUUGUCUACUCAGAAGUAAAUCCCAUUGAGUUCAGUGGGGCUUACUCCCAGGUAAAUGGAGCAGAGCUUCUGAGUAGACUUUUAAAAAAUUGCAGAGUCCUUCAAAGCUCCCCCCCCCCAUUUUUUGACUCCUUCCCUCAAGCUAGAUUCAGCGAGUGGGGAAGGCAGGCAGUGGGAGAGAGUGCGCGUGGGGGCAGGGCGAUUGAGCCAAUGGAAAGGGCAGGCUGUGGGAGGCAGCGGGGGUGGGAACACACACACACAUCACCAGAAGUAAGUUCCACUGAGUUUAUUGCAGCUUAUUCCUGAAGUGAAAGUGAACAUAGAAUUACAGCCUUUAACUUCUAAAUUCAGUCCUUUCCUUUAAAUACU